GUGUGCCAACACGCCCACUUUUUGUUUAUCACGCCCACACUUUCUGCCUAGUAGUAGGCGUGGCAUUCAUGGAAAAGCAAACUAGAGAUUGUUGAACUUCAAUGGCAGACAGUGACUCAGAACAACAGACAGAUGUCUCACCUCCAGAGUCCAGUGAGGAGGAUCACCAGAUGCGUCGGCGACGGAGGGGUCUCCUGCGUAUGUACUAUGGUGUAGAUGACUCAGUGCAGCUGCAACAAGACAACCCUCUGGAUAUAGACAAGGCUGGGUUCAAGGCUGACAUGUUCAUGGAGAAGAUGCUCAAAGAAACCUCACUCAAUAACCUGUACAAGCAGGAGGAGAGGAUGAAGAAAGAGAUCCAGGAGCUGGACAGCAACAUGCAGUACUUGGUGUAUGAGAACCAUUCAAAGUUCAUCAAAGCCUCUGAAACCAUCCGAGAAAUGAAGGAUGACUUCCAACACCUGGAAGAUGAUAUGGGAACAUUGGGAGCUCGUAUGGAUGAUAUCACCACCUCUAGCAACAGCAUCAACUCCGCACUGGAGGACAGAAAGAAGGAGAUAUCGAAACUAUGCGGAGUGAACUAUUUACUCAAAAAGUUGCAAUUUCUGUUUGAGCUUCCCACACGACUAACAAAAUGUAUGGAAAUGGGCUUCUACUCCCAAGCUGUCAGAACUUACUCGCGUGCUAGACGCGUGCUGGAGCAGUACCAACACAUGCCCUCGUUCCACGGUAUCCAAGGUGACUGCUCGGUCAUUGUCACAAAGCUCAUUUCCUCGCUCAAGAAGCGGAUGGAUGAUGAGCGUUCCAGUACAGCGACCGUGGUGGAGACAGUGGACCUACUGCUAGAGUUGGACCAGCCACCCUCGGACCUCUGUCAGCAGUUCCUGGCAAACUCUCGGAGGCAGCUAGAGCGUGACCUGAGUGUAGUGGAACAAGGAGAGAAGCCACAUGAGAUACAGAACGAGGACGGUGAAACCACUGUCACCAUGGGCAUUCAGGAGUACGUGCACCUGGUCUGCAAUAGUUUCUUUGCCAACGUCAGUCUUGUCAUCCAGACCUUCCAUGAUCUGUUUAUCAAGCGCCACAAAUCCAGUGGAGACCAGCAGGUGGCUGAAGAGGCUCAAAAAACACUGACGGAGUUUGUUCAAUCAUUGAUGGACAGCUGCCUCGAGACGGUGAUGGAGAGACUAAAGAACGAGGCGACGCAUCAAGAGAGCGUGGCGCUGAUACGAGCACUGGACAAAGUCAGUGGGAAGUUACAAGCAAUGGACAACCUCCUACCAUCAGUUAACUUCAGCGAGAAAGGCUAUCAACUGGUGACCAUAGUGACGGGUACCCAUACAGAGUGUCACUCACAAAGACUGCAACAGAGCUUCACAGACACUCUGAUGACCGUGAGGCAUGAUCUGGUGACAAGCAAGGGAUCUCAGCAGGGAGGCCCCACCCUGAGGGACCACUCUGCCACUCUGUAUGCCUCCAUUAAGAGUGGGCUAGAGUCAGCACUCACCAACCUCAAGGAGUUUGUGGAGUGCAAUGUGUCCUUCUCUGAGAGAUCUGACUUCAGGAGGAAGUUCUGUGUGGGCAAUAUUCGGGCUGGUGUCGUGUGCACAUUCAUUAACUUUGUCUUGGAGACUUGUAAGUCGUUCUCAGUGGGUAGCAGUGGAGACCACACCUCUGGGGCCUACCCACCACCUCUCAUCCUCAUCCUUUCUAAACUGGUGCACGAGAUGGAGAGAUCUACUAUCAGCUAUCUGGUGAGCUAUGGGGAUGAGAAGUUUCCCCCUCAUCCUGAUGGGCCGCUGUUAGCCACACCCACCAACGAACUCCUCAGACAUGCCAAGGAAAUCUCUCAGGCAUUGCUGAAUCAUUAUGUCAAAGUACAAGGACAGGUCAUAUCUCAAAUGAUUCGCAAGAGUGUGGAGACACGAGAUUGGCUGAACACGAUUGAGCCACGCAACAUUCGGUCGGUGAUGAAGAGAGUGGUGGAGGAGAUCACGCUCAUUGAUCAGCAGGUGGGCACUCUCUAUGAGGACGGCCUCAAGAAGGAACAGGGAUCAGAGAGCAGUCGUCACACCUUCUCCUACCAGAGUAAAGGCUACCAGUACACGUCAGCGACACUGGACAGUAGUCUAUUGAGCAACAUUCAGAAACUGUUCUUUGAGAGGAUCGAGGUGUUUGGUACAGUUCAGUUUGACAAGCCGUCAAUCAUCACUGGCAUUAUCAAGAUAUUCUUAAAGGCUCUCCUGGAGUGCGUACGGUUGCGGACAUUUGGAAAAUUUGGUCUCCAGCAGAUGCAGGUGGACUGUCACUACUUGCAGGUGUACCUGUGGAAGUUUGUAUCAGAUGAGCAGUUGGUGAGGAUGCUCCUGGAGCAGGUGAUGGCCAGCACCAUCGAGCGCUGCGUUGAACAUACCCUCAUGGGACAAAGUGUGGUUGAGCUGAUAUGUGAGAGAAACUGAACUAUAUUUAAAACUGAUCAUUGACUGCCUUAAUUAUUACUUUGUGAAUAUCCAUAUAUAGCUAAUCGAGUGAAAGUGUUGCCAUGUUGACAUUCUUUAUUCACUAUGAAUGUGAACUGUAA
Messenger RNA from Halichondria panicea, 2581 nucleotides. Its product is annotated as vacuolar protein sorting-associated protein 51 homolog. Gene Ontology annotation, cellular component: GARP complex; EARP complex; membrane. The coding region runs from base 102 to 2459 and encodes 785 amino acids. The transcript has 21 exons. Lineage: Eukaryota; Metazoa; Porifera; Demospongiae; Suberitida; Halichondriidae. The record is from RefSeq and is a predicted model, not a curated record. Gene Ontology annotation, biological process: Golgi vesicle transport; lysosomal transport; endocytic recycling.